This is a messenger RNA of Clarias gariepinus (North African catfish), 1391 nucleotides long. RefSeq names its product vimentin (gene vimr1). Gene Ontology annotation, cellular component: cytoplasm; intermediate filament; axon. The transcript is spliced from 3 exons. Bases 62 to 1231 code for a protein of 389 amino acids. The record is from RefSeq and is a predicted model, not a curated record. NCBI's taxonomy places the organism in Eukaryota, Metazoa, Chordata, Actinopteri, Siluriformes, Clariidae. Gene Ontology annotation, molecular function: structural constituent of cytoskeleton. Gene Ontology annotation, biological process: intermediate filament organization.
GCUAAGAAGGACUCGAACUAGGCAGAAACUCAAGAAGGGCUAAUAACAUUUAACAACCACCAUGAGAGGAAGUUCCCAUUCUCAGAAAACCCUAACCAUCAGCGGCUCGAGCAGGAUGAGGGUCCAGAGCCCAUCCCCGUCGCGCUGCAGAGCUUCUUCGUCCUCGGUGACCCGUGGACGUGCUGGUUUCCAGAGAGGCGCGGUGGAGAUUGGCACAGAGCUCCAUCAGCAUCAUGCUAACGAGAAAGAGGAGAUGCAGCUUCUUAACGCCCGGUUCGCCGGUUACAUUGAGAAGGUUCAGGCUCUAGAGCAGAGGAACGCGGCACUUAGGGAGGAGCUGCAGAAUCUGCAGAGUCGAUACAAGGUGGGACCAGGAGGACUGGGUGAGGAGUAUGAGGCCAAAUUUAAGGAAAUGAAGGACCUGAUCGCAGCACUGACAGCUGAGAAAGGGGCUGCUGAUAUUGAGAGAGGAUAUGCUGAGGAGGAAGUCGAGCUCUGGACCAUGAAGCUGGAGGAAGAGCUCGCACUUAAAGAGGAGGCAGAGAUGAUCCUGCGUGAGUUCCGUGAGGAUGUGGACAACGCCACGCUGCAGAAGGCUGACCUGGAGAGGCGUGUGGAGCAACUGGUGGCCGAGAUCGAGUUCCUAAAGAAGCUACAUAGUGAGGAAGUGGCUGAGCUGUUGAAGCAGAUUGAGGAAUCAAAGGUGUCCGUGGAGCUUGACUCGGAUCGCCCAGAUCUGGCCGCUCACCUGCGCAAGACACGUGCCGAGAUCGAAGCCGUUGCCGCACGGAACGUCCAGGAAGCUGAGAAGUGGUACAAGGGGAAAUUUGACACCCUUAAGGAAAGUGCUGCCAAACGUGAGACCCAGGUGAGCGCCAUGAGGGAGGAAAUCAGCACCCUGAGCAGUGAAGCGUCUGACCUGCAAAACCAAAUCGACGCCCUCAGGGCCAAAAACGCUGCUCUGGAACAGCAGUUGGACGACAUGGAGAUGUCGCACCUGGACAAGAUGUCCAACCUGGAUGCCAUCAUCGCUCAGCUCGAGAACCAGCUGUGUGAAACCAAGAUAGAGAUGGCCAAAUACCUUGCUGACUACCAAGAGCUGCUUAACAUCAAACUGAAGCUAGAUGUUGAGAUCGCCACCUACAGGAAGCUUCUGGAAGGAGAAGAGAAACGACUCGGCAUCUCAAUCAGCGAAGACAAAGCAGGAACUUCAGCCGCUGUGGAAGAAUGAAUCUUAUGCACUUCAUCGCGCAAUACAAGCAUACAUACACCCCGCCACACAACCAAACACAUGUCUCCACCAUUGGUAACUAUGCCCGCUAAAAUGUCUCUCAUCCAAAUUUUGCUGUAACUGACCUGAACACGUGUUAAUAAAGCUUGACUUGAGUGCA